Messenger RNA from [Torrubiella] hemipterigena, 1492 nucleotides. The record is from the annotation of a GenBank genome assembly. Lineage: Eukaryota; Fungi; Ascomycota; Sordariomycetes; Hypocreales; Clavicipitaceae.
CUUGAAAGUCAUUGAAUUACGAAGAAACUAAGUUAGCUUAGGCAUCGUGUAAAUACCUUCUUCGCUUGUCUAUGUUAACUACAAGCUACUUUUACUACAAACUUACCUGGCAUAUACGCCUCUAUUGUAUCUCUUUAUUACGAUUAGCUAUUUCAUCUAAACUCGUCGUUUCCUCUCAAUCUAAUAAUUUCAAAGUGCUAUAGCUGCGACUUAAUAGCAUGAAAUUCAAUUUAAAUGCCAAAAGUGUGUUAAAUUUACCGAGUCUAGUAGUCACUCAACACCACUGAGUGCCACUCUAGCAGGAAACCCCACCUCAUUCUCCAGCGAUGACGCCCUUGUUGCGACAUCGCAGAACCCCGCCAACCAAAAUAGGUCAUAUACGUCUACGGCUGUUGUUACUGCGCCAUUAACCAUCACCAAAACACAUCCUCUAUUCUUUCACCAAAACACCAUCACCAUGUCUGUCGCAGCUCCCUCUCUUUUCAACGUCGACGGCCUCGUCGCUCUCGUCACUGGCGGCGGUACAGGCAUUGGCCUCAUGAUGGCCAAGGGCCUCGCCCAAAACGGCGCCGCCAAGGUCUACAUUGCCGGCCGCCGCCUCGACGUCCUCCAAGCAGCCGCCCAAACCAUUGGCGGCACCAACGUGAUCCCGCUGCAGUGCGAUGUCACUAACAAGGAAGAUUUGGCCCGCGCUGUGCAGACCGUCAAGGACGAAGUAGGCUACUUGAACCUGUUGGUGUGCAACUCGGGCAUCCUGGGCCCUCACCCCGGCGUCAUUGCACCCGAUACUACCGUCGAAGACUUUUCGGCACGCAACAUGGCCCUCGACUACAGCCAGUUUGUAGAUACCUUUUCUGUCAAUGUCGCUGCUGUCUGGUUCGGCAUCAUGGCGUUCCUGCCCCUCCUCGACGCUGGCAACAAAAAGGCCAAUGUCGAGCAGACGUCGCAGGUCAUUGUCACCAGCUCCAUUGCCGGCAUGAACAAGACGGCUCCUGGCGGCUGGGCGUACGGCCAGUCUAAGGCUGCUGCUAUUCACUUGGUCAAGCAGCUGUCUGCUUUGCUGCCUCAGUGGAAGAUGCGCGCCAACUGUAUUGCCCCUGGAUUCUUUCCUAGCCAGAUGACCACCGACACUGCCGAUGUAGAGGCCGUCCAGCGCUUUGUGUCUGGCAUCCCUCUCCAGCGAAUGGGUGAUGAGCAGGACAUGGCGGGCACGUUGCUGUACCUGGCAUCCCGUGCGGGUGGCUACGCCAAUGGUAGCGUUGUUACGAUUGAUGGUGGCCGACUCAGCAAGUUCCCUUCAACUGCGUAAAGAAAUAUGUUGAGCUGAGCCAAGUCAAAAACUAUAUAGACGCUUAAAAUAGACAAAUCAUGAGACAAUAGAGACAGCAACGAGAAUGUGGAUAUAACGUUGUUAUUCAAAAGGUUACUAUUUGCAAGUUGUGUUAUAAACUGUAAGAAACUGUAAGAAACUACAUAGUAUAGUUCCCUAUAU